Messenger RNA from Sodiomyces alkalinus F11, 1142 nucleotides. RefSeq names its product ICMT-domain-containing protein. The transcript is spliced from 2 exons. Gene Ontology annotation, molecular function: protein C-terminal S-isoprenylcysteine carboxyl O-methyltransferase activity. Gene Ontology annotation, biological process: C-terminal protein methylation. Bases 114 to 926 code for a protein of 270 amino acids. The record is from RefSeq and is a predicted model, not a curated record. Lineage: Eukaryota; Fungi; Ascomycota; Sordariomycetes; Glomerellales; Plectosphaerellaceae. Gene Ontology annotation, cellular component: endoplasmic reticulum; membrane.
CAGACCAAGACCGACACCUCAUCCCCUCUGUACGAACUGCAUAAAACAUACAUAUAAUCUGCAGGUCAGGCUACUUCAGAUAACAGAUUUGACUCACGUAUACUGGGCGGGCUAUGAGGGGCUUUGAGAGAGUAGAGACGCCCGACGAGGACAGUCCGGAUUCGUCCCCGGCCAUGGAAACCAUCCGCAGCUUCGACCAGAGCCGCGCCGGCGACUACUAUCCAGGGGGUCCCAAAUCCCUCGCGGGGAUAUCCCUCCGCGCCUUCCUCCUCGGCAUAACCCACGCCUCCUCGGUCUCCGCCAUCCUACUCACCCUGUACACGACCACCUCCCCCCUCUGGCGCGUCCCCUUCUUCCUCGCCGCCCUCUCCCUCUUCCACUUCCUCGAGUUCUGGACCACGGCAGCCUACAACCCCCCCGAGGCCCGCGUCCACGCCUUCCUCCUCACCGCCAACUGGCCCGCCUACGCCAUCGCCCACGCCGCCGCCUGCACCGAGUGCCUCCUCGCCGGCCUCCUGCACCCGGGCCCCUACGCCGCCGUCCCGCCCUCGGUGCGUGUCGCGCUCAUGGCAGCCGGUCUGGCCCUCGUGGCCGCCGGCCAGGCCGUCCGUUCCGCCGCCAUGGUCACCGCCGGCCGCAGCUUCAACCACACCGUCCAGCACCGCCGCGCGGCCUCCCACGCCCUCGUCACCAGGGGCAUCUACGCCUGGCUGCGCCACCCGAGCUACUUUGGGUUCUUCUGGUGGGCGCUCGGUACGCAGCUUGUUCUCGGGAACGUCGUCUGCUUUUUCGGCUAUGCUGUGGCGCUGUGGCGCUUCUUCUCCGGCCGCAUUGUUCAUGAGGAAGAGCUUCUCGUUCGCUUCUUUGGCCGGGAUUAUGAGGAGUAUCGGAAGAGGGUCGGCACCUUGAUCCCCUUUUGCGGCUGAUUCUUGUAGGGGUAUGGAGGGGCAAUGACUGAAUAAUUAGUAUACCGACGAAAGAGUUAUCGGGGAGGAUGUUCGUCCUGGGUCGCUUUAUGCUGUAUUAGGACUCUGGGACUACCGUGGUAGGACCUCUCUAAUAGAGUGUUAUAGUAAAGUAGGUACAAUACAAUAGACAUAUGGAGAUCGUCCUACAGAGUGUACUAAAGUGCCUCGGGUACU